Vombatus ursinus (common wombat) is the source of this 2649-nucleotide messenger RNA. It is a transcript of the gene SUSD2, whose product is annotated as sushi domain containing 2. The transcript has 14 exons. Bases 132 to 2549 code for a protein of 805 amino acids. Lineage: Eukaryota; Metazoa; Chordata; Mammalia; Diprotodontia; Vombatidae. The record is from RefSeq and is a predicted model, not a curated record.
GGCCUGGGACCAGGCUUUAUGAGCCUUCCCGACAGACCUACCAAGGCCCAGCCAUCUUCUGGUCCCUCUUCUCUUUUUCCAUCAGUCCGCCAGCCCAUUGCUCGGGGCGGGAACACUGAGGCCGGCCAGCCAUGUGGCUCUGGUGGUUCGCGAUCCUAGCCAGUGGGGCUCUCUGGCUGCCCGCAGAGGCCCUGGAGUCUUGUGCUGGGCACUGCGGGGAUUUCAGAGGAAACUGCUCUUGCCAUGUGACCUGUCCAUCUCUGAACACCUGCUGUCCUGAUUAUCUGCAGUUCUGUCUGGAGAUCUCACCCUAUUCAGGCUCAGUAAUGGGCGGCAAAGACUUUGUGGUGCUGAGUGAGCCAUGGGUCUCCCCUGCCUCAGUGACCUCCGUGGUCUGCAGGUUUCGAGAGGCCAUCCACACUCAAGGCUACGUGGAUGACAAGGGCAGGAUCCAUUGUGUAUCACCCCUCCUGUACGAAAGCGGGCGGAUUCCAUUCAGCGUGUCCCUGGAUGGUGGCAAGACGUUCCCUAGCUCUGGGACCUGGCUGGCAGUCCAUCCCAGCAAAGUGUCAGAAUUGGAGAAGAGUGAGCUGAUCAAUGAGACCAUGUGGCAGUAUUAUGGGACUCCAGGGGUCACUGGCAACCUCACCCUCUCCUGGAAGAGCUCCCUGCUGCCUGAGCCCAGAGUCAACAUUGAGCUGUGGGGCUAUCAAGAAACAGGCAAGCCUUACUCUGAUGAAUGGAAGGCCGAGUGGUCGUACCUCUACACCCUAGCCAGGAACCUCCCUAACGGGGACAACUUCACCUUCACACCGAUGCCAGCCAAACCCCAGUACCAGACGUGGGAGGUGGGUGCCCUGCGCAUCUCUGGGAGCAACCACACUGAUGGCGAGAGGGAUGUGCCUGCAAUCUGGAGCAAUGAGCACGCCUUAGCCUGGCACCUCGGGGAGGAUUUCCGUCGGGAUUCUGCUGCCUGGGCCACCGCCAAGUGCAUGAACUGGGUGGCGCUGGACAAAAAGCUGCCCAACUUCCUGGCGGAGCUGGUGGAUUGCCCCUGCACCCUGACCCAGGCUCGGGCUGACACUGGGCGGUUCUUUGCCGAUUAUGGCUGCGAUAUCGAGCAGAAAAGCGUGUGCACGUAUCACCCAGGGGCCGUGCACUGCGUGCGGAGCAUACAGGGGAGUCCCCGCUACGCCUCGGGUCAGCAGUGCUGCUACUCGUCGUCGGGGACGCAGGUGCUAACGUGGGACACGUCGAGCGGAAGCACGCCAGACCGUGGCCACGACUGGGGCACGUACCCCUACGGGCGCCCUCCCCGCGUGCCUGGCCUCUCCCACUGGAUGUACGACGUCAUCACUUUCUACUACUGCUGCUUGUGGUCCCAGAACUGCAAGCUCUACUUAGAUAUGCGGCCCUCAAGUGACUGCCGCAGAUACAGUCCUCCUUACCUGGCCUCGGCCUUUGGGGACCCUCACUUCCUUACAUUUGAUGGCGUCCACUUUACAUUCAACGGCCGUGGAGAGUACGUUUUGGUGCAGUCUGACCUCACAAAGCUGAUGGUGCAGGGCAGGACCCAGCCACCCUUGAUGUCCAAUGGUGCCCAGGCCUCUGCUACAGGCAUCUCGGCCGUGGUGGUGAAGGAGAACGUCUCUGAUGUGGUGGAGGCCCGGCUCGGGGGUCCGACUGGGAGGACCCUGCAGGUGCUGCUGAACCAGGAGAUCCUGAACUUCAGUGAGCAGAGAUGGUUAGACCUGAAAGGCAUGUUCUUGUCGGUGUCUGGGGACCGGAACGUGUCGGUGAUGCUGGACUCGGGAGCGGGUGUGGAAGUCCAGGCCCACGAACACUUCCUCAGUGUGAACAUCCUUCUUCCUGAGAAAUUCAUGGGUCACACUCAGGGCCUCCUGGGCACCCUGAACAACAUCCCAUCUGAUGACUUCACCCUGAGGAAUGAGACGGUCCUGUCCCCCGACAUCACCUCCGAGCCCCGCAAGUUGUUUGAAUUUGGAGCUGACUGGGCCAUUUGGAAUGACUCUUCCCUGUUUACCUAUGAUUCUCCAUCUCUGGUGGACAGCUACCUCCGCCAGCCCAAGCAUGACUCCACCUUCCUGCCUGUGUUCACACCUGGGCCCCUGACACCCCAGGUCGCCAGCCUCUGUGGGGGCGACCUCUUCUGUCAGUUUGAUGCCCUUGUCACUGGGAGUCUGGACGUUGGCAAUGCCACCCGGGUAGCCCACGAGCAGCACCAGCAUCUGCAACAGAGCCUGCAGCCAGUGGUGUCCUGCGGCUGGCUCUCUGCCCCAGAGUAUGGGAAGAAAAUUGGAACCAGCUACCUGGAGGGCUCCGCUGUCAAGUUCAGCUGCGCUCCAGGCUAUACGCUGAGAGGCUCCCAGGAGCAAACCUGCCAGCCCAAUGGGCAGUGGUCAGGAGUGUGGCCGCAGUGCAAGCCAGAUCAUACCGUGCUACUGGGAGUCAUCUUUGGGGUGCUAUUGGUGGUGCUUCUGGCUAUCCUGGGCUACGUGAUGCUGAAGAAGAGGAGAGGGAGGAUGUAGGGCCUCUUGCAGACAUGGAUUCCAUCCCACACCUGAGUAUUGUGCCCACCUGGGGACCCAUCCCUCACCAGGGUGCCCAUCCCUCACUGGGGGCUCAUCC